UGUAGCGGCAGAAAUCCUGACACACGAGCCGCUGAUUGAGAGCGUGAUGUCGAUGGCUGAGCACAUGCUGUCGCAGCAGCACUUUGCAUCAGAUGACGUGCAGGACCAUCUGAACACGCUAGUCACUUCUCUGCAGCGGUUGAAGGAAAGCUCCGCUGAUAGACAGAGGAGACUUCUCGAUGCUGUUGAGUCGCAAACUUUUUUUAUGAGAGCAAAAGAAACAGAGCAGUGGUUAUCUGAGAAAUCCAUUCUCAUCAACAACACUGACCUUGGAAAAGAUGAGGAUGAUACAGAGCUGAUGCUAGGAAACCUUGGCACACUUGAUCUGGACAUUGAAAAUUAUGGCAGUAAUAUCAAAGAGCUAAAGGCUCUCACCCAUGGACUAGUGCAAAGAAAGCAUUUUGAUAUGCAACGAAUACAGAAACAGCAGGAAGAUAUAGAUGAAAGCUACAAGGCACUGAAGUCUAUGUCUAAAAACCAGAGAAAGGCACUACAAGGUCAAAUGCAGAUGCUAAAAUUCCAACAUGAGGCUGAUGACUUUGAGGAAUGGAUAACAGAAAAAGAGCAAGUGGCAUCAUCUCGCGACAUGGGUACUGACCUCGAGCAUGUACUGACCUUACAGAAGAAGCAUGAAUUGUUUAUGCUGAGCCUGAACAACUUUGUGACAAGACAGGAGGAGGUGAAGAAUCUUGGGACUGAGAUAUCCGAGUUAGGUCAUCCGCAGGCAGAUGUUGUCAAUGCCCGUUGCGCCCAGCUUGAUGACAAGUGGAAGGCCAUGUUAGAAACCGCAAAUGAGAGACUCAAGGCACUUCAAGGAGCAGAGAAGAUUCAUGUAUUUGAUCAUGAUGUUGAGGAUACUAUCGAUUGGAUUGAGGAGAAGGAGGCAAUACUUGCAUCAGAAGAUCUCAGUGCAGACUUAGAUAUUGCUGAUAAAUUGCAGCGAAAGUAUGAAACGUUUGAGCGAGACUUGGUAGCAAUUGGCAAGCAAGUUCAUAGCCUUACCCCUGUGGCAGACGAUCUGUACAAGCAGUUUCCCGAUGCCAGAGAACACGUGGAGACGUACCACACAGAGGCAGUGCAGGCAUGGAAUGAACUACAGGAGAAGGCAGCUCAAAGGAAACAAAAGUUGACGGAGUCGCACAAUCUGCAGUCAUACUUUGACAAUUACCGAGAAUUGAUGACAUGGAUAUAUGAGAUGACGGCUACACUGACGAUGGACAUGCUCCCACAUGACGUUGCCGGUGCAGAAGCACUUGUGAAGAAUCACAAGGAGCACAAGCUAGAAAUCGACAUUAAGAUGAAUGACUUCAAGGAGUUCACAGGGAAAGGAGAAGCACUGAUCAAUCAAACUCACGUCCUGUCCCAUGAGAUACAGGAAAAGAUCGACCGCAUUAACACUGCAAGCGAUCAGCUACUGGAUGUCUGGCAGAAGCAAGCCGUGCUCUAUGACUGCAACCUAGAUGCACAGCUGUUUAAUCGUGAUGCAGAGCAACUGCAUGCAUGGAUGCGAACACGCGAGCCAGCACUGAAAGAUACAAACUAUGGCGGCUCAAUGAGGGAGGUUGACGAGUUGGUUAAGAAGCAGGAUGAUUUUCAGAAGACAGUUGAUGCACAGCUGGACAAGGUCAACGCCCUCAAGAGACAGACACUGCUAGAGAAGGCAUUCCAGGAGAAAAAAGAGAUUGAAAUAAAGCAACGAGAAAAGGAGAAAUUGCAGAAGAAACAGUCAGAGCUGGAAUCACUACGACUAGUAGCAGUGGAGCCGAAACCUGAGGAACACGCAGAGUCAUCAGAUGACACCGUAAAAUCUACAGAAUCGGAUGGACAGCCGGACUCCCCAGAGUCAGUGAGGAUAUUACAACAGCCUUUUGUAAAACCAGAUGUGAAGGAAGCUUCAAUGACUAUGUCCUUGCUGCAGGACGAACAAGCCACGCAAUACAUAGGCACAGAUGUUCACACUGAGAAAGAAGUGGUUGGAAGUUUUCCUACUGAGAAACACGAGCAUGUCGAGCUGACGCCUCGGCCAGAUGUCAAUGAUGCACGAAGAACAUCUCCUGAAAAGCCAGAACAGCCAUUUCCCCCAGCUAGGUUUGCCAAAACUGAGGCACCACAGAAAUCAUCUGGCUCCCCAAAGUUUACUCCAGUGAAAAAGACAGGUAGUCAUAGAAGAGAAAGGGCUGCAGCACCGAGCUUUCAAAUAAGGAAGACAAGCGUCCCAAUCACUCCCGAGAAACUGAACAAGCUACAUCCCAUAGUGAAGGAAGGCUACUUGCAGCGGAAGCAUGUGUAUCAUUCAAGAAGAAAGAAGGCAACUAUACGUUCAUGGAAGCAUUACUAUGUGGUCUUGUCUGGAGAUCUGUUGGCAUUCCUGAAAACUAAAGGACAAUAUGAAGCUAUGCAGACCCACUCAACAUUUCCACUCCUCAUACAUAAGUCUAGGGUAACUGUUGCGACUGACUACACAAAACACAAGCACGUCUUUCGCUUGCUGUUGGCUGACAAUGCAGAGUACUUGUUUCAAGCACCAGAUGAGAAUGAAAUGAGAGAUUGGAUAGAUAAGAUACAGAUGCAGUCAGUGCUAAUGCCAGAGGCAACUGGCACCUUGCUGGAGACUUUAACAGCAGCAGAUGAAUAUAAGGAGCUGGGCAGUGGAUUGGGUACAGAAAGCCUGCAGGCAUCUCCACGACCCAUGGGAGGAGCACAGCAACAGAGAAAAGCAUCUGAUGAGACGGCAAAGAAUUCUGACAGUGGCCCAGGGAGAGCGGUGCUGGUGGUUGAGGAGGGACCGCAGCGUGGGGGAGUGACGGUGCUCACACCGGAUGCUGUCGCUGAUGGCAGCAAGAUGCAGGAUGCACAAUUCACGACAUCGCUGAUGGCCUCCACAGGGGAAGUCGUGCCGCCCCCGCGCGCAAUUGGUAGAAAACAAAUGCCCCUGCCACCGCCACCACAGGCGUGUGAGCACGUCGCAUCGGAAAUGGAUAAUUCACGUUUAGAAUCCCCUGUGCUAAUGCCUUGCGGGGAAGAGUCCGCACCGUCUGCAGUUGAAAGCUGUAAGCUUGAUGCUGUUCUUGACAUCCAAGAUGCUGUACUCAGUAUCACUCCAGAAGAUGCACCUGCACAUGAAGAAAUGGUUGCACCCAGCCUGCUGCCUCAUCAACACGGACUAAAACGCAAGUCAGAGGAAAUCAGUGAUGAGGAUCAUCUUCACGAACAGUUAAUUGAAAUAGACGAGAAUCAAGUGGAAUUUGCUGCCGACGUUUUUCAUUCGGAUACGGAGACUGAUACCACAGCUCACAUAACCAUGGAGAAGCGACCAAAGAUGGAUGUAAACGUGAGCAUUUCACCAAUCGAUAGCCUAGCUUUUGAGCCAGCAAUAACAGUUAAAGAGCCACCAUUGUCACAUGAGCCACCCACCACUGUCUCAGUUCGUCCAAAACAACGUCUCCAAGAAAUGAUGCCAUCAAGCAACUUCAAUCAAGACCAUGUUCCCAAAGUUCACCAGAAAGACACGCUAGCACCAGAAUCAGCAAGGGUUCUGCCUAAGGAACCAAAACCUGGCAUAUCUAUUCACGUAGUGAGUGCUAGUGGUGAUGUUACACUGGAUGGAAAGAUACGUCCAUACUCGGACCCUAACGUCGCCUUGGCCUCGGAAAAGCAGCCAUCAUUGUGGAUGGGACCACCAGUUAGUGGCAGACCAGUAGGCAAGCCAAUCAAAAGUAUGCCUCCAAUACCACAACGUAGUGUAAAACCUCAGAGCGAAUUCAGACCCCUGUUUGCAGAAUCUUUGAGUCAACCCAGUGGCAGUGGAGAACAGGCACACACAAUGCCACCCUCAAGUAAGAUCACUAUGUCACCAGGUGACAGAGCAAAAACGCAAUCACUUGGUGCAUCAGGUGGCACAGGCGAAACCGAUGAGAAGAAGAAUAAGGGAAGUGUGCUUGCUUUUUUCCGUAAUAAGAAUGACACCCAUAGGUCUGACAAGGAAAAGAAGAAACAGAGUAAGCAGCAGCAUAAGAAAGAGAAACACAAGAAAGACAAAGGGUAUUGAGAAAGUGAUAGCCCUGCAGCAUAAUGUUGAAGGUUUUGCGAUGAUCAACUACAAUAAAGAAUAAAAUAAUGUCCAUGAUCGGACCCAAACUGCAUGCAGUGCCCGUUCGUACACUCAGGAUACCACUGCCACAAUGCCAGCACUAUUUUUAAAGUGG
This is a messenger RNA of Priapulus caudatus, 4205 nucleotides long. Its product is annotated as spectrin beta chain, non-erythrocytic 1-like. The transcript is spliced from 20 exons. Gene Ontology annotation, cellular component: cortical actin cytoskeleton; cell projection; cell junction. Gene Ontology annotation, biological process: actin cytoskeleton organization. Lineage: Eukaryota; Metazoa; Priapulida; Priapulimorpha; Priapulimorphida; Priapulidae. The coding region runs from base 47 to 4048 and encodes 1333 amino acids. Gene Ontology annotation, molecular function: phospholipid binding; actin filament binding. The record is from RefSeq and is a predicted model, not a curated record.